Messenger RNA from Boeremia exigua, 990 nucleotides. RefSeq names its product RmlC-like cupin domain-containing protein. NCBI's taxonomy places the organism in Eukaryota, Fungi, Ascomycota, Dothideomycetes, Pleosporales, Didymellaceae. The coding region runs from base 1 to 990 and encodes 329 amino acids. The transcript has a single exon. The record is from RefSeq and is a predicted model, not a curated record.
AUGCCACCUCCAACGACAUUCCACGGCCUCCCCGUCAUCCCCGACGAACCAUACACCACCACCUCCCCUCGCGCGAUCGCCCAAGUCAUCCACGCCCUCGAAGUACCCGAGGGCGUCGGCCUGCGCGUCCGCCGCUCCAUCGGCACCCCGUCCCUCCCCAACCUAACCCCCUUCCUCAUGCUCGACCACUUCUCGAGCGAAUUCGGCGGUCCUGACGAUGCCGGCGCACCGGACCAUCCGCACCGCGGCCAGGAGACCAUCACGUACAUCCUGGCCGGCGGCGUGGACCACGAGGACUUCGCGGGCAACCGCGGCACGCUGGACGCGGGGGAUCUGCAGUUCAUGACCGCCGGGCGGGGGAUUAUGCACUCGGAGAUGCCGCGCGAGGAGCUUCUCGGAACGCCGAAUGUCGGGGUGCAGCUGUGGGUUGAUCUGCCGCGUGAACUUAAGUACUGCGAGCCGCGGUACCGCGACCUGCGGGCCGGCGAGGUCCCGCAGACUACGGCAGAUGGCGGGAAGGUGCGUGUUAAAGUGAUUAGCGGCCAGGCGUUUGGCGUGCAGAGCCCCAGGGACCUGAGUUAUACGCCGGUGUGGUACCUGGACUUCGCGGUGAAGCCGGGGGGUGGGUUCCGACUCCCCGUGCCGCGGGGCUGGAACGCGUUCUGCUAUGUGCUGGAGGGCGCGAUCGAGGUUGCUGACGGAGAUACGGCGCGGUCGUGUCCGCGGUUCAGCAACACGGUUUUUGAAAAAGAGGGCGACAGCGUUAGUAUUGCCGUGGCGGGGGACGCAGAGCAGGACGCAAGGUUUUUGGUCGUCGCGGGGAUGCCGCUGGACCAGCCGGUGGUGCAGUACGGGCCCUUCGUGGCGACGAGCAGGGAGGAGGUGCUGCAGGCUGUUGUCGAUUUCCGGACAGGCCAGAAUGGGUUUGAGAGGGCUGUGAACUGGGUCAGUGAAAACUCGUCGAGAUCAAGGAGAAAUUCUUUGAGGUAG